Messenger RNA from Hevea brasiliensis (rubber tree), 1449 nucleotides. RefSeq names its product polygalacturonase At1g48100. The record is from RefSeq and is a predicted model, not a curated record. Gene Ontology annotation, molecular function: polygalacturonase activity. Gene Ontology annotation, biological process: carbohydrate metabolic process. NCBI's taxonomy places the organism in Eukaryota, Viridiplantae, Streptophyta, Magnoliopsida, Malpighiales, Euphorbiaceae. The coding region runs from base 1 to 1449 and encodes 482 amino acids. The transcript has 7 exons.
AUGAAAAUGGUCCGUUUCUAUCUAGAAAACCUUUCACUCAUCACCAUCCUCAUCAUUGCCUUUUUUGUUUGGUCUUCAAGAUUUGAAUCUUGCAAUGCAAGACAAGACAAGUACUGGAGGCAAAGCAAAACUGCCCCAGCAGAGACUGUUUUUUUGCAGAAAGAAAAAGGUUAUGGUGUUAGCCACGACCAAAGCCGUACCUUCUCAAAGUUUGUGGAUUAUCAUUACAUUUGGGCUGAUGAAACUAUGGCAACAAACCAAGGACAGAGCUCUGCCACUUUCAAUGUCUAUGACUAUGGUGCUAAAGGUGAUGGGCAUACCGAUGAUACAAAGGCAUUUGAGGCUGUAUGGGCAGCUGCUUGCAAAGUAGAGGCAUCAACAAUUGUUGUUCCAUCUGGGUCUACUUUCCUUGUCCAACCAGUAUCUUUUGCAGGUCCUAAUUGUGCAGAAAACAUUAUAUUUCAGUUGGAUGGCAAGAUCAUAGCUCCUACUAGUGCUGGAGCUUGGGGAUCAGGGCUUUUACAAUGGAUUGAGUUCACAAAACUGAAAGGGAUCACAAUCAGAGGUAAAGGUGUCAUUGAUGGACAAGGUUCAGCCUGGUGGCAUGAACUACCAACACUUAGUCCAAACUCGGAGGUAACCGGUGAGCUCAGUAAAAAAAUGCCUGGCACCAAGCCAACAGCUCUAAGGUUCUAUGGAAGUACUAAUGUGACUGUCACUGGCAUAACAAUUCAAAACAGCCCUCAAACUCACCUCAAAUUCGAUGAUUGCACAAGUGUUCAGGUUUCUGGUUUCACUGCUGCAUCCCCUGCGAACAGCCCACACACAGAUGGAAUUCACCUGCAGAACUCCCGAGAUGUGCUCAUUUACAGCACAGAUCUUGCUUGUGGGGAUGACUGUGUAUCUAUUCAAACUGGAUGUUCAAAUGUUUACAUACACAAUGUAAAUUGCGGACCUGGACAUGGCAUUAGCAUCGGAGGGCUUGGAAAAGACAACACCAAAGCUUGUGUUUCAAACGUCAAUGUCCGGGAUGUUGCAAUGCAAAACACAUUAACUGGUGUCAGGAUAAAGACAUGGCAGGGAGGCUCAGGCUCAGUACAAGGCAUCACAUUCUCAAACAUUCAAGUUUCUGGAGUUGAAACUCCAAUCAUGAUUGACCAAUUCUACUGUGAUGGCAGCAAAUGCUCAAAUAAAUCUUCAGCUGUGGCUGUGUCAAAUAUAAACUAUGUGGACAUAAAAGGCACAUAUACAAGAAAUCCUGUACACUUUGCAUGCAGUGACAACUUGCCAUGUACUGGUGUAUCACUAGAUUCUAUAGAGCUGAAGUCAGUCGGAGAAGAUUCCCAACCUUUCUGUUGGAACACAUAUGGAGAACUGAAAAGUGUAACUGUCCCUCCAAUUAACUGCUUGCAAUCGGGCAAAUCAAGAAAGCCCAUUGUUCAUUGCUGA